AGGCCUUUUUUGUCGGUCCUCCGCGUCGCUUCCUCCGUUUUUCGGUGCCGUCGCCAUGAAGUUCGUCUACAAGGAAGAGCACCCGUUCGAGAAGCGCCGCUCCGAGGGGGAGAAGAUCCGGAAGAAGUACCCGGACAGGGUCCCGGUCAUCGUGGAAAAAGCCCCCAAGGCCCGAAUAGGGGACCUGGAUAAGAAGAAAUACCUGGUGCCCUCCGACCUCACAGUGGGCCAGUUUUACUUCCUCAUCCGGAAAAGAAUCCACCUGCGGGCCGAGGACGCCCUUUUCUUCUUCGUCAACAACGUUAUCCCCCCCACCAGUGCCACCAUGGGGCAGCUCUACCAAGAACACCACGAGGAGGAUUUCUUCCUUUAUAUCGCCUACAGCGACGAGAGCGUUUAUGGCACCAUGUAAGACCCCUGAAGUCCACUGGCUGCCGCCGAGGGGCACGUUGCCCGCCGAAGGGACCUGCACUUUCUGUUGUUACUUGUUAAUUUUGUUUAAAAAGGUUGUGUUUUUCUUUUUCUUUUUUUUUGCUUCAGGAAAAUGGGGGGGGGGGUUCUUUCUCCUUUUCCCCCCCCCCACUCCCCACCCUUUAAUUUCUGGCUGUGAAUCUUUAACUCUCUUCCUCUUUUAACUCCUUCCCUCCUUUCGGUUUUCUUUUUGAGGUUGGUUGUGGCUAAAAUUAAAAUACCUCCUCCCUUGCAUCGUCCCCUAUGUGCUUGAUUGCUUUCUUUUCUCUCCUUUUCUUUCUUUCUUUUUUUCCUCUGUUGAAAAAGGUCAUCUGGAAUUUCUCUCCAAAAGCAACAAGG
Molecule: messenger RNA, 810 nt
Organism: Pseudonaja textilis
Lineage: Eukaryota; Metazoa; Chordata; Lepidosauria; Squamata; Elapidae
Gene: GABARAP
Product: GABA type A receptor-associated protein
Source: RefSeq, a predicted model, not a curated record